Raphanus sativus (radish) is the source of this 1443-nucleotide messenger RNA. RefSeq lists its product as uncharacterized. The transcript is spliced from 12 exons. Gene Ontology annotation, biological process: nucleosome assembly. The record is from RefSeq and is a predicted model, not a curated record. The coding region runs from base 150 to 1229 and encodes 359 amino acids. Gene Ontology annotation, molecular function: double-stranded telomeric DNA binding. NCBI's taxonomy places the organism in Eukaryota, Viridiplantae, Streptophyta, Magnoliopsida, Brassicales, Brassicaceae. Gene Ontology annotation, cellular component: nucleosome.
UUGCUUCUGGCAGUUGGAAAAGCGGGAAACACAGAGAAUCGGUUUCUUUCUUCUUCUCCGACGAAUCGCUCUCUUCUCCGGCGACUGCGAUUGUGCAUUUCUGAAGCGCGGAUAGAGAUUAUAGCUAUCGAUUAUUCUUCCAAGUGGCCAUGGAUCCUGCAGCAAAUAGUUCUUCCGAAGAUAGUUCCUCUGAGAACAGGCAUGUAACUGACACGGUUCGCGAGGCUAUACUCACGAUCAACGGUGGAAACGGUGUUGACAUUGAUGGCAUUUACGAUUUUGUCAAGGAUAAAUUCCCUCUAGCGGAAUGUGACAGGAACCUGUUGGAAAUCGAGCUCAACGACCGUGCUUAUCACAACGAACUAGAGAAGGUAGAUGAUACCCGCUACAAAGUCGUCAACGUUACUUCAGAAAAUACACAUGAGACAACAGAGACCAAGUCAAAAUCAGUUGGAGACUCUGAUAUUCAUAAAGAUCCUGCAACUAGUGCCUCUGAUUACGCUUUACCCUAUGGGGAUAUGCCUGAGGCCAUCGUUACUGAGGCUAUAUCAACAAUGGAUUAUGGAGUCGGUGUUCAUAUUGACGAGAUUUACCAAUAUAUUGAGAAUAGGUACAUAAUACCGACGGAUUACAUGAAGAUGUUGGAAGACGAGCUGAACAAACGUGUUUCUGAAAAUGAACUAGAGAAGGGAGAAUACGGCUACAGGAUCGUCGUGGAUGUUACUUCAGAAAAUAUGGAUGAGUCCCAGUCACAAGCUGUUGCAGUGGAUGAUCAGAAAGAUCCUGCAAAGAGUUCUUCCUCUUCUUCAGAUGCCUCUGCUUCCUCUGGGAAUACGCCUCUUUAUGACCCCGUUAUUGAGGCUAUAUCAACAAUCAAUGAUGGAAAUGGUGUUGAUAUUGAUGGAAUUCUCGAGUUUAUCCAGGCAAAGUAUCGAAGGACUUUUUCGCCAAAUUAUAGGAAGAACUUGGAAGGAGGGCUGAAAAGACGUGUUUCUCAAUGCAUACUAGAGAAGGUAGAAACCCACUACAAGAUCCUCGAUAUUACUCCUGAGAAACUAGGUGAGAUAAGUGAGGCAGCAGCAAAGGCACUUGCAGUGUCUGAUCAGAAAGAUUUAGAAGCGAAAGAGGCAUCCGAAGCUGCAGAUAGGGCCAAAAAGGUGUUAGAAGAAAACGAACUUGUUUUGCAGGUGGCCAGAGAAACACUUGGCCGAUAUACCAGAGGCGACUAGGUUUCCCUGCCCUAAAAGCUCUACAUUCUGGUCUGGUUCUUUGAUAGUUUGGGUUUUGAGUUGCACAUAUGUGCUUUCAUUGACUAAAACUUUGUCACUUUAUGUUUAGCUUUUGAGGUCAAACGUUUCUGGUUGUACGUACAUAAAUAACGUUUCUAGUACUACUGUUCUUUUGAACGAAUCCCUUUCAAGGAAAUCAGUUCAACUUGUGCUA